Lactuca saligna is the source of this 1703-nucleotide messenger RNA. The record is from the annotation of a GenBank genome assembly. Lineage: Eukaryota; Viridiplantae; Streptophyta; Magnoliopsida; Asterales; Asteraceae.
GAAUUUGGCAAACGAUAGUGUGACCAAAUGUGUAAUUUACUCAAAAUAAAGAUUAAAAACCUACCCUUUACGUCACAUGGUAACUAUCCGUUUCACAGUAUUAUCCGCCCUCUUUUUUAGCAUAGGGCAUUUCGACUAUAAAUAGAAAGGUCUUCUGACGAACCUCGUGAGCUACAGAAAACAUGGGAAGGCUAAGGCUGUUGCUAAUAAUAUUAGUGUCGUUGCUGGUUUCAAAAGUGGCGAUAGCUGCUGACAUUAGCCGGAAUGACUUUCCGAAGGGGUUUGUGUUUGGAACGGCGACAUCCGCUUAUCAGGUAGAGGGCAUGGCCCAUAAAGGUGGACGAGGGCCUAGCAUUUGGGAUGAAUUCAUCAAGACUCCUGGACUUGAACCAAACAAUGCAACAGGAGAAGUUACAGUCGAUCAGUAUCAUCGGUAUAAGGAAGAUAUUGAUUUGAUGGCAAACCUCAACUUCGAUGCAUAUCGCUUCUCAAUCUCAUGGUCUCGAAUAUUUCCAAACGGGACUGGAAAAGUCAACCCUGAAGGAGUUGCUUACUAUAACCGUUUAAUUGACUACAUGCUUCUAAAAGGUAUUACCCCUUAUGCCAAUCUAAAUCACUAUGACAUUCCUCUGGCCCUUGAAAAAGCUUACCUUGGAUGGUUGGGACAUCAAGUUGUGAAAGAUUAUGCUGAUUAUGCGGAGUUUUGCUUCAAGAGUUUUGGAGACCGAGUGAAGAACUGGAUGACAUUUAACGAGCCGCGAGUGGUGGCUGCGCUUGGUUAUGACAACGGGUUUUUUGCUCCGGGAAGGUGCUCCAAGGCAUACGGGAAUUGCACGGCUGGGAAUUCCUCAACUGAACCCUACAUUGUCGCCCACAAUAUUAUCUUAUCACAUGCAGCUGCUGUUCGUAGAUAUCGUCGGAAGUAUCAAGCAACACAAAAGGGAAGGAUCGGGAUUUUGUUGGACUUCGUUUGGUAUGAACCACUCACAAGAUCAAAAGCCGACAAUAUGGCUGCUCAGAGAGCACGAGACUUUCAUGUCGGCUGGUUCUUGCAUCCACUUGUGUAUGGUGAAUACCCAAAGACGAUGCAAAACAUUGUGAAGGAUCGUCUACCUAAAUUCACCAAACAAGAGGUGCUCAUGGUGAAUGGAUCUUUCGAUUAUGUUGGGAUAAACCAAUAUACUACUUAUUACAUGUAUGAUCCACAUCAAAAGCCACCAAAAGACCUCGGCUACCAGAUGGACUGGAAUGUAGGCUUUGCUUAUGCACGCAAAGGCGUACCAAUUGGUCCACGGGCGUAUUCAUACUGGCUCUACAACGUACCCUGGGGUCUACACAAAGCCAUCACUUACGUCAAAGAACGUUAUGGAAACCCGACCGUGUUUUUGGCUGAAAAUGGCAUGGACGAUCCUGGUAAUAUCAGCCUUGGAAAGGGUGUACGUGAUACCACAAGGAUCAAUUACUACAAGGGUUAUUUGGCUGCCUUGAAACAGACUGUUGAUGAAGGCGCAAACGUGAUAGGCUACUUUGCAUGGUCACUGCUUGACAACUUUGAAUGGAGAUUAGGCUACACUUCAAGGGAGCCACCAUUACCAACGCCGCUUGGUCAAACAUACAGGUGCAUAAAUGGAGGAAAUUUUGUCGAGACAGGCAUGACUCGUCUAAUUUACAUAAUACUACCGUUCCUAUGUUUUGUUUAUUGA